This is a messenger RNA of Entamoeba invadens IP1, 1290 nucleotides long. Its product is annotated as serine/threonine protein kinase PAK, putative. Gene Ontology annotation, molecular function: ATP binding; protein serine/threonine kinase activity. The coding region runs from base 1 to 1290 and encodes 429 amino acids. Lineage: Eukaryota; Evosea; Mastigamoebida; Endamoebidae. The record is from RefSeq and is a predicted model, not a curated record. The transcript is spliced from 3 exons. Gene Ontology annotation, cellular component: cytoplasm. Gene Ontology annotation, biological process: intracellular signal transduction; regulation of MAPK cascade; protein phosphorylation.
AUGAGUAAAACUCCCAAAGACAAGAAGGAUGACAUUGCUAUCGACGUCAUCCCUCUCCCCAAAACAGACAAGAAGAAGAAGAGUAUCUUUCAGAAGCUUUUUGGUAAGAAGGAAGACAAGACGACUGUCGUCUCCGUCAAACAAGGGACUCAUAUGACUUACGAUGAGAAGGCUGGGAUUUCCGGGUACCCCCCACAAUGGGAAGCCUUCAUUAAAGGUUCUGGUCUUGUUAAAGAAGAAAUCGAGCAGAUUGAGAACAACAAAGAUCAGAACGCAGCCUUUGAGGAUGUCGUCAAAUUCCACUUAAAAGCAGAGCCUUCUGCUUUGAAUAAGAUUUUAAAGCCCAAAUCGGACGACGACGAUACAGCGGAGAUGCUUGAGAUCGACGACCCCGAGUCGGUCUUACCCGAGAAGGACACUGAAAUGACGUUAGAGCAAUUAGCUGAGCCGGGAUUGCCUGAAGACUUCUUUGAGAACUUCAGUAAGAUAGGGGAGGGAGCUGCUGGGGAAGUCUUCUUAGCACAGAACAAGAAAGAUGGGAAAGACUUUGCUUUAAAGAAGUGUGUGAUUACCUCGAAGAAUGAGAAGAGUUUGAUCAAUGAAAUUGAAAUCAUGAAGAAUUGUAAGCACGUCAACAUCGUCUCGUUCUUCGGAAGUUAUUUGGAAGAGGGAUAUGUUUGGGUCGUCAUGGAAUUCAUGGACUCCGGGUGCCUCACAGAGAUCCUCACAGAGUAUGAAAAUGGGUUCAAAUUAACAGAACCACAAAUGGCUUUUGUGUUGCGCGAAGUGAUGCGUGGACUCUUGUACCUCCACCAGAGACAUAAGAUCCACCGCGACAUCAAAUCAGACAACAUUUUGAUCUCCUCCGACGGUUCAGUGAAAAUCGGUGACUUUGGAUACGCAGCGCAGUUGACGUCGCAAAGAGAUAAGAGAAAUUCUAUUGUAGGAACACCUUAUUGGAUGGCUCCAGAAGUAAUAAGAAAUAAAUUGUACGACGCUAAAGCUGAUAUCUGGUCCAUCGGAAUUAUGAUGAUGGAAAUGACGGAGGGAGACCCCCCGUAUAUGGAAUUACCACCACUUAGAGCGUUGUUCUUGAUCACGACAAAGGGUAUCCCACCACUGAAAGAGAGAGAAUCGUGGACGCCAGACCUCGUGAAAUUGGUAGAGUCGUGUCUGAUGAAAGACCCCAAUUUACGACCGACGAGCGAACAGGUCUUAGAAAGUCCGUUUGUAGCUUCUGCGUGCAAGAAGGAAGAGUUCGCACAGGUUGUAGCAGAAACCCACAAGUAG